AUGGAAUGUCCUCCUCCUCUUACAACUGUAACUGAAAGUGAAGCUACAGAAGGUAGUAGAAAGAGAAAAAAUUCUUCAAGAAAGGUGUCAAAAGUAUGGGAACACUUUACUAAGUUACCAUUGGAAGAGACAAAUGGAGAAGUUAGAGCUGCAUGCAAGUACUGUAAUUUAGAUUAUGCUUGUAACCCAGGCAAGCAUGGUUUAACAUCCUUGAAGAGGCAUAUACCAAAGUGUCCCAAGAAUCCACAUAAAGCUACACAAAUGACAAAACAAUCUAUGUUGAAUUAUGUGACACCAAGUGGGCAAGAGGGAAGCUUAGUACCUCACAUGUUCAAUCAGAAACGAUGUCGCAGGGCUCUAGUUGAGUUCAUCAUAUGUGAUGAGAUGUCAUUUAGGCUUGUUGAGAAAGAAGGCUUUAAAAAGUUUGUAAAGGAGUUAGAACCACGAUUUCAAAUCCCUUCAAGAACAACAGUGGCUAGAGAUGCCUGGCAAUUGUAUCUUGCCCAUUUCAUUGAUAAUGAUUGGAACUUGCAUAAGAGGAUUCUAAGUUUUUACAUGGUUGAGAAUCACAAGGGUGAUACGAUAGGCAAGACAAUUGAAAGGUGCUUAUCAGAUUGGGGCAUACAAAAUGUGUUUACCAUAACUAUGGAUAAUGCAACUUUCAAUGACACAGCCUUAUCUUACUUAAAAAGGCAUCUAAAGAAUUGGAGGGGUCUUGUUUAUGGUGGUGAUUAUCUUCAACUACAGUGUUCUGCACAUAUUCUUAAUCUAAUUGUUAAUGACCGGUUGAAGGAGUUGAAAGAUACUUUUGAGUCCAUUGAAAUGUUAUUAGAUAUGUUCGUUCCUCUCCUGCUCGCUUGCAAAGAUUUAAAUAUGUUUUUUCAAAAGGCAUUUGAAAGAUUAGAGGAUGAGGAUGAAGAUUUUGUUAGCUACUUCAACAAAGGUUUAAAGUGUCAUGCUCAGAGUGGCUUUUCUUGUUUAGAGGGUAGCAUAGAUGCUUAUGUUUAUAGGCAAGGUGCUAGACCCGAUGAUAACAUAGAUGCUUUUGCUCACUCUAGGCAAGCUCCUCCUAAGCGUAAUGGCCCUCCAAACAAACAAGCUUGGAGUAAAGCACGAUUCUUUCUUAAGUUCUUGAAGGUAUUUUAUAAUGUCACUUUACAAUUUUCUAGCACACUAAAAGUUACUGCACAUACAUGUUUCCAUCAAAUUUCUUUAAUUCAAGAGUUGUUAGAUGAGAAUAUUGAAAGUGAUGACCCUCUUCUUAGGGAGAUGUCUUUGAGCAUGAAGAGUAAGUAUGAUAAGUAUUGGGGGGCAGCAGAUAAUUUAAACCCUUUGUUGAUUAUUGCUGUGAUUCUUGAUCCUCGAUACAAGCUUGCCUAUAUUAAUCAUGUAUUUGAUCAACUUUUUCUUGCCCCUGACCUUUGCAUGUCCAUAAAGAACAAGGCAAGAGACACUUUGUAUCGCCUAUUUGAGGAAUACUCUGCAACAGUUAGUCCUGAUAUAAGCAGUUCUGGUAGUGUCAACUCUUCAAGUUCUCUUGACACCAACACUUCAAAUGCAAGUAAAGCACGAGAUGUAUUGGCUAUACCAGUAUCUACAGUUGCUUCUGAAUCAGCUUUUAGCACUGAAGGACGUGUUGUUGAUGAUUAUAGGAGUUCUUUAUCUCCUAAGAUGACUGAAGCACUCAUUUGUGCCCAGAAUUGGCUAGUUGCAGGGCAAUCUCUCUCAAAGUUUGUCUCUAUGUUUCAUGAGGUUGAUAAUUUUCAAGAGACUGACGAUGUGGUUAAUGUUACAGAUGCUUCAAGUGUUAUUAACACUAAGGAGAUAAUUAUUUGA
Prosopis cineraria is the source of this 1836-nucleotide messenger RNA. RefSeq names its product zinc finger BED domain-containing protein DAYSLEEPER-like. The record is from RefSeq and is a predicted model, not a curated record. Lineage: Eukaryota; Viridiplantae; Streptophyta; Magnoliopsida; Fabales; Fabaceae. Bases 1 to 1836 code for a protein of 611 amino acids. Gene Ontology annotation, molecular function: DNA binding; protein dimerization activity. The transcript is spliced from 5 exons.